Tupaia belangeri chinensis (Chinese tree shrew) is the source of this 2848-nucleotide messenger RNA. It is a transcript of the gene GPLD1, whose product is annotated as glycosylphosphatidylinositol specific phospholipase D1. The record is from RefSeq and is a predicted model, not a curated record. Gene Ontology annotation, molecular function: GPI anchor phospholipase D activity. Gene Ontology annotation, cellular component: extracellular matrix; extracellular region. Lineage: Eukaryota; Metazoa; Chordata; Mammalia; Scandentia; Tupaiidae.
GACACAGGGCGCUGGAGUUCUUCCCUCUUCAGGAGGGUCGCGUGGACUUCAAAAAGCUACUCCUAGAACACCAGGACGCGUAUCAGGCUGGAACCGUGUUCCCCGACGCUUUCUACCCCAGCAUCUGCAAAGGAGGGAAGUUCCAUGAGGUGUCUGAGAGCACUCACUGGACCCCGUUCCUUAAUGCCAGCAUCCAUUACAUCCGAGAGAAGUACCCCCUUCCCUGGGAGAAGGACACGGAGAAGCUGGUGGCCUUCCUGUUCGGAGUCACCUCUCACAUGGUGGCCGACGUCAGCUGGCACAGCCUGGGGGUUGAGCAAAGAUUCCUGAGGACCAUGGGAGCCAUCGAUUUCCAUGGCUCCUACUCUGAGGCGCACUCGGCCGGUGACUUUGGAGGAGACGUGCUGAGCCAGUUCGAAUUCAAUUUUAAUUACCUUGCCAGGCACUGGUACAUCCCCACCCAAGACCUCCUGGGCAUCUACGAGACCCUGUACGGCCGGGAAGUCAUCACCGCGGCCGAGAUCGCUGACUGCUCUCACCUUCAGUUCCUGGAAAUGUUCGGCGAGGUGCUGGCUGUGUCCAAGCUGUACCCCACGUACUCCUCCAAGUCCCCCUUCCUGGUGGAGCAGUUCCAAGAGUACUUCCUGGGGGGUCUGGACGACAUGGCGUUCUGGUCCACCAACAUCUACCGCCUGACCAGCUUCAUGUUGGAGAACGGAACCAGUGGCUGCGACCUGCCCGAGAACCCCCUGUUCAUCUCCUGUGGCAGCCAGCAGAACCACACCCAGGGCUCAAAAGUGCAAAAAAAUGGUUUUCACAUGAAUCUGACGGUAUCCCAAACUAAGGAUACUGAAAGGAACAUCAACUAUACCGAAAGAGGGGUGUUCUUCCACGUGGAUACCUGGGCCCCGGACUCCAUAUCCUUCCUGUACCAGGCUCUGGGGAGGAACAUCCAGGCCAUGUUCCCGGGUGGCUCCCGGGAGCCGCGGAAGCACGUGUCCAGCGCCGCGGCCUCGUACUUCUCGGCCACGCCCUAUGCGAGGCUCGGCUGGGCGAUGACCUCGGCCGACCUCAACCAGGACGGGUACGGUGACCUCGUGGUGGGCGCACCGGGCUACAGCCGGCCCGGCCACGUGCAGGUGGGGCGCGUGUACCUCCUGCAUGGCAACGACCUGGGCCUGCCGCCGGUCGACCUGGACCUGGACAGGGAGGCCGACUCCAUCCUGGAGGGCUUGCAGCCCUCAGGUCGCUUCGGCUCGGCCGUGGCCGUGCUGGACUUUAACCAGGACGGCGCGCCUGACCUGGCGGUGGGAGCGCCCUCGGUGGGCUCCGAGCAGCUCACGUACACGGGCGCGGUGUACGUCUACCUGGGCUCCCCGCAAGGACUGUCGCCCUCUCCCAACAUCACCGUCUCCUGCCAGGCCGCCCACUGUACCGCGGGCUGGACGCUCCUGGCUGCCGACGUGAGCGGGGACGGCGCGCCCGACCUGGUGGUCGGUUCCCCCUUCGCACCGGGCGGAGGGAGGCAGAAAGGCGUCGUGGCCGCCUUUCACUCCGGCCCCCACCGUGAUGACAAAGGUGUGCUGAGCGUGGAGAGCGCCGACUGGGUGGUGUCGGGCGAGGAGGACUUCGCCUGGUUCGGGUACUCCCUGCACAGCGCCUGUGUGGACGGUGGCUCCGUACUGCUCGUGGGCAGCCCCACCUGGAGCCACGGGGAGCAGCAGAGCCUUGGGAGGGUGUACGGCUACUCCCUGCCCAGCCGCCACCCCCGGUUCACCAUCUCCGGAGACAAGGCCAUGGCGAAGCUGGGCACCUCCCUGUCCAGUGGCCUCGUGAUGGUGGACGGAGCCCGGACACAAGUGCUUCUGGUGGGCGCCCCGACCCAUGACGACGUGUCCAAGAUGCUCUUCCUCCCCGUGACCCUGCACCACGCCGGGACCACCCACAUGUACAGGCUGGAGCCCGUUCUGCUCAGCACCUUCCGCGGGGACCGCCGCUUCUCGCGGUUCGGUGGCGCGCUGCACCUGAGCGACCUGGACGGAGACGGCCUCGAUGAGAUCCUCACGGCCGCGCCCCUGCGGAUAACGGACGUGACCUCUGGGCUGAUGGGAGGCGAGGACGGCCGUGUCUACAUGUACAAUGGCAGUCAGAUCACCCUCGGCGACAUGACGGGCCAGUGCAGAGGCUGGGUCACGCCGUGUCCGGAGGAGAAGUUGGGAGCGCGCUGGCCACCGUGCGGUCCAAGCAGCGGGCCCAGGUUGUCGUUGCCGCGGGAAGGAGUUCUCUGGGAUCCCGCAUCUCUGGAGCACUUCACGUGUACAGCUUUGACGCCAACUGAGGCCCCCAUCCGCCCCCCACCCCUCCCUUGUGCCACCGUCACCUCCACCCACAAGUGCUCCGGGGAACGACGCAGCACAGUGCAGCCCGCCCGCCUGGCAAGGGCGCAGUUCAUCCUGGAGCACGCCUACGACCACGCCCGGGCACGUGAGAGCGUGGACCCGUGGCCCACCCUGCCGACGCUGGCUUCCGUGGCACCUGAACCUCUUCCCCAGCUCGCGGUCUGCACCAGACCUGCCGUGCGGCCGUGUCCUGAUGGCAGAGUCCUCCCUGAGGUCCCCCCUCAGACACCUCUGCCCAGCCCUAGCAGUACUCAUAGCCGAACGUACUGGCUGCUGGGGCCACUGCAGAGUGAUGACGAGGGCGGUGCUCGGAGAGGCAUGCCUGGGGGGCACGCUGUGGGGUAGGCGUGACCUCACCUGUCAUCCGUCUUGUCUUAGCAGGUCUGUGCGUUUCAGUGUGUCAGAUAAGAGCAAAUACGAGACUUAAUCACGAUCACUUUUAGCUCUGA